GCUGGGACAAAGAGGAGGCAAGGGCGGGAAGAGCAGCGGCGCGAGGAAGGGGAGACCUGAAGGCUCGCUCUCGUUGCUCCCUCGCCUCGCACUCCUUCCGCGCGCCCGACGGGGAGAAGGAGAGGGCUGGCCCGGCCCGAAGGGCGGCGGCGGCGGCUCCCCGCCCAGGCUUGUUAAGUUUUAAAAACACCAGGACUCCAAAGGGCGCGGCUCGGCUUCCCUUGUGCCAGCAGGGAGGGGACUGGCGGCUCCCCACCCUCUGCUCUGCCUCCGCCGCCACCUUCAUCAGCCCCGCCGCCGGGGUUGCCGUCUCACCUGGACGCCUCCUGAGCUGCUCAGCGCCACCACGACCUGCCCCUCUCUCUCUCUCUCUCUCUUUUUCUCUCUCUCUCUUUUCCAGACGCCUGCUUGCCCCUCCGCGCCCUGAAUACCAUCCCCCCUUCCCCUCUUCGGCGCCCACUCGACCUCCUUGCCCUCUCUUCACUCUUUCCUCCCCUGUUACUCUGCAGACCUUGAUCCCCGCCGUCUUGUUAACUUGUUGGGAGGCACUUUCUUUCUCUCUCUGCUUUCUCAUUUUUGUCUCCUUCCUUACCGCCUCGCGCUUUUUUUUUUUUUAAGUUUUCCUUGGUUCUCUCUGGGCACUGCUUGAAGACUUGCGCCUUGCGAAGGCUUGGGGGCGGCGAGUGGAGGAAAGAGAGGGGCGGCGGCGGGAGCAGCCUUCCCUUCCCCGAAGAAACUUCCCUCCGGUUCGGCCGGGGCGAGUCCAUGCUUUUGUUCUGACCGGGCUCUCCCUUUUCCCACCCGAAGCGCGGAGCGUCAGCCGGCAGAGCUGCCAAGAUGAGCAUGAACGGCGGCUGCGGCGGAUCCCUCCCGAGGCUCAACACCUUGGGCAUGGGAGGGCGGAUGAUCAGAACCGAAUCCGGCACGGAUAUGCGCUACGAAAUGAACUCGCACAUGAUGGGGGGAGGCGGCGGCGGCGGCGGUGGUGGAGGAGGAGGAAGCAGCCAUACCCAUAAGGUGUAUUACAUCCAGAAGAGCUACGGAGGGGACCUGAACUCUGACGGUUACAUUCAAAAUGGAACUGGCACUAUGACCAGGCGUCAGAAUACCAUCCAGGAGCUUCUGCAGAACUGCUCUGAUUGCCUCAUGCGUGCUGAACUCAUAGUCCAGCCUGAACUGAAGUAUGGGGAAGGUAUCCAGAUCAGCAGGAACCGAGAAUUGGAGGAGUACUUUGGGCAGGCAAAUGAAUAUAUUGAUAUUCUUGAUGGAUUGAUCAGAGAGAUGAGACAAAUGGGGCAGCCAUGUGACCUGUACCAGAAAAGAUUGCUUCAGCUUCAAGAGCAGAUGCGGGCCCUCUACAAAGCCAUCAGCGCACCCCGUGCCCGUAGAGUUAGCUCAAAAGGUGGCUAUACCUCGCAGAGUGGAUCAGGAUGGGAUGAAUAUACCAGGCGUGUUACUACUGAUUGUCUGAACUGGAUGAGGCAGAAGAAGGCUGAAAUGGAGGCAGUAAAAUGGGGAUUUGAUGCAGCAGCUAUCGAACAACAAAUCAUUGACCACAGAAAAUUUCAUAAUGCCAUCGGUGACUAUCGCUGGCACUUGGACAAAAUCAAAACUGAUCUGCGUGAGAAGGCUGCUAUUCACCAACUAGAGGAAGAGUUUGAAUAUCUGCUGAGAUUCUCCUUUGAAAGAAUGGAUCAGCUGCGCCAGUUGCAAAACAUCAUCCAAGCAACCAGCAGGGAAAUCAUGUGGAUCAACGACUGUGAGGAGGAGGAGCUUCUCUAUGACUGGAGUGAUAGAAACACUGAUAUUGCAAGAAAGCAGGAAGCGUUCUCCAAACGCAUGAGCCAGCUGGAAGUUAAGGAGAAAGAACUCAAUAAGCUUAAGCAGGAAUGUGACCAGCUGGUACUCAGUCAGCACCCUGCUUCUGACAAAAUUGAGGCCUACAUGGAUACACUGCAGACUCAAUGGAGUUGGAUUCUCCAGAUCACCAAAUGCAUUGAUGUUCAUCUCAAGGAGAAUGCAGCAUACUUUCAGUUUUUUGAGGAAGCCCAAGCUACUGAAAACUAUUUGAAGAACCUACAAGAUGCCAUCAGGAAAAAGUUUAUUUGUGACAAGAACAUGUCCUUGCCAGUUCUGCUGGAGCAGAUCAAGGAGUUAGAGAAUGAACGAGAGAAGAUUCUGGAAUACAAGAGGCAGGUGCAAAAUUUGGUGAAUAAGUCAAAGAAGAUAGUGCAGCUAAAACCACGGAAUCCUGAUUACAAGAGCAAUAAAACCAUCAUUCUCAAAGCCCUGUGUGACUACAAACAGGAUCUGAAAACAAUGCGCAAGGGAGAUGAAUGCAUUUUGAAAGAUAACAGUGAACGCAGCAAGUGGCAUGUGACCGGACCAGGAGGAGUGGAUAUGCUGGUGCCAUCUGUCAGUCUCAUUAUUCCUCCCCCUAACCCAUUAGCUGUGGAUCUGGCAACCAAGAUUGAACAGUACUAUGAAGCUAUCAUGGCUCUCUGGAAUCAGCUCUACAUCAACAUGAAGAGCCUGGUGUCUUGGCAUUACUGCUUGAUUGACAUUGAGAAAAUCAAGGCUAUGACCAUUAGAACAGGACUGAAGACAAUGCGCAGAGAAGAUUAUCAGCGUGUAAUUGCUGAUCUGGAGAUUCACUACCAAGAAUUCCUCAGGAACAGCCAAGGAUCAGAAAUGUUUGGUGAUGAUGAGAAGAGGAAGAUACAGACUCAGUUCACUGAUGCCCAAAAGCACUACCAGACUCUGGUCAUCCAGCUGCCAGGCUACCAACAGCAACAACGUCCUCAGCCACCACCACAAAUUAUACAGACUAUGCUGACUCAUGUGGGCUCUGCCGGCAAAGGUCAAAUUCCAGAUUGGCCCCGGGAGCAGGAUAGGCAGGAGGCCUGGAUACUCAUGGAACUCCAGAAGCUUCGGCGCCAAAUAGAAAACUGUGAAUUUCGGGCGGUACAGAGAACACCCCUCCAGCUUGAUCAAGGGGCCUCCCACAAUUUGACCAUCAGAAUCAGUGAAUUAGAGGGCAUACAAAAUGAAUCCCAGGCAAUGGCAGAUGCUCUCAACAGACAGAACGAUUACCUUCCCAAUUUUAGGGGCUCAGAAAAGUAUCUGUAUUUGCAGUCUGAAAUCAAUGCUUUGUUUCAGAAACUGGAAAAUAUUAAUGGGGUUUCUGCUAGUUAUUUAGAUAGUUUAAACGCAUUGAGAUCACUACUUCAGGCCAUUCUCCAGACAGAUGACGUGAUCCGAGUGUUUGAAGUCCGACUCACAGAAGAGGACACUCUUUCUUUGGAUCCAGAUAAAGUAGAAGCUUACCGUGCCAGCUUGAAGAAAAUGAAAGCAGACCUUAGCAUGAAGAAGUCCUUGCUCAGCACCUUAGAAGCAGAGCUGCAGAAGGCCCUCCAGGUUCACUCGCAAUCUUCACAGUCGUAUACACUCUAUGAUUUAGAUCUCGGAAAGUACACGGACAAAGUCAACCAGCUAACAGACCGUUGGCAAAGAGUGGAGAAACAAAUAGAUGACAGAUCCUGGGAUUUAGAAAAACAGGUCAAGCAGCUGAGAACCUAUCGAGAUCAUUACCAGGCUCUGAACAAAUGGAUCUCUGAUGCCAGGCGACGCCAGGAUACUAUUGAAACUAUGAAGUUGGGAGAUGUUAGCACUGUCAUGAGAUACUUGCAAGAACAAAAGAAUUUGAACAAUGAAAUAACAGGCAAGCGAGACAAAGUGGAAGAAGUGGUCAAGAAUGCAGAGGUGUGCUCAGCUGCUAUCAAGGAUUACGAACUCCAGGCUGCAGCCUAUAGUUCAGGACUAGAGACUUUGUUGAACAUUCCAAUCAAGCGGACUGUGGUCCAGUCUCCUUCAGGGUUAAUUCUGCAAGAGGCUGCAGAGAUUCAGUCUCGAUACAUAGAACUUCUUACAAGAUCUGGAGAUUAUUACAAGUUCUUGAGUGAAAUGUUAAAGAGCCUGGAAGAUUUAAAGAUGAAAAGCACCAAAAUAGAACUAUUGGAAGAAGAGCUGAGACUGGCCCGAGACGCCAGUUCUGACAGUAGCAAUAAGCACAAAUUCUUGGAGCAAAACCUGCAGAAGUACCAGGUGGAAAUUUCCCAGCUGAAAGCCAAACUCAUGGGCUUGGAAGAAAUGAAGAGACAAGCAGAGAUGGACGGCAGUUCUGCCAAACAAAACCUGGAUAAAUGCUAUGCUCAGAUAAAAGAUCUGAACGACAGGAUAACAAGACUGACAUAUGAAAUUGAGGACGAGAAGAGGAAGAGGAAGCUGCUGGAAGACAGAUAUGAUCAGCAGAAGACUGACUUUGACCAAUUGCAGAAGACAAGGCAGAGUGAGAAAGAAAGUAUUGGUUGGCAAAAGAUUGAAUCUGAGAAAAUCAUCAAGGAGAAAGAGUACGAAAUAGAAAGGUUAAGGGUUCUUCUCCAGGACGAGGGGACUCGGAAGAGGGAGUAUGAGAAUGAGCUGGCUAAGGUAAGAAACCAGUUUAAUGAGGAGGUCAGUAAUCUAAAGAACAAGUAUGAAACAGAGAUUAACAUUAAGAAGACCACCAUUCACCAGAUAGCAUCCCAGAAAGAAGAUGAUGCCAAAAACCUCAGAGCCCAAAUCGAUAGGCUACAGAGGGAGAACAGAGACUUGAAGGAUGAGAUCGUCCGCCUCAAUGAUACUAUUCUGGAAACUACGGACCAACGGAGGAGGGCGGAAGAGAAUGUUCUUCAGCAGAAGGCCUGUGGCUCUGAAAUGAUGCAGCAGAAGCAACAAAUUGAGCUGGAACUGAAGCAGGUUCUUCAGCUGCGCAAUGAAGACAACUCAAGAUACAAGAAGGCACUUGAAGAUGCUACUUCAACCAUUCAGGAAAAAGCCAAGGAGAUUGAAAGACUAAAGAUUCAGCUGCAGGAAGAGGCUAAAAGCCGUUGGGAACUUGAAAAUGAACUGGCUAAGGUAAGGAACAAUUAUGAUGAGGAAAUUAUUAGUUUAAAGAACAAGUAUGAGACUGAGAUUAAUAUCACAAAGACCACAAUAAACCAGGUGACAGUACAAAAGGAAGAGGAGUCCAGUAAUUACCGAGCACAACUUGACAAUGUCAUAAGAGAAAAUAGGAGCUUAUGCGAUGAAAUUAGGAGACUGAAGAAUACGAUAAGUCAGACCACGGAGAACCUUAGACAUGUAGAAGAAAGUGCUCAACAGCAAAAAGCCAUUGGCUCAGAGAUUUCACAAAAGAAACAGCAACUCGAAAUUGAGUUAAAGCAGACUGUCCAGAAAUAUUCAGAAGAGACCGUGCGUUAUAAGCAGUCACUUGAUGAUGCUGGAAGGACAAUUAAAGAGAAAAAUAAAGAGAUUGAAAAGUUUAGAAAGUUAUUAGAAGCAGAAACAAACCAGAGGAAAUCCUUGGAGGAGGAAAAUAUUCGACUGCAAAGAGUGCAGUAUGAUCUGGAGAAAGUCAAUAUCAAUGCAACAGAAACCAUCAGCCGGCUCAAAGUUCAGGAGCAGGAGUUGGGGCGGUUAAGAAGUGAAUAUGAAAGACUUACACAAGAAAAGAAAGGGAAAGAUCAAGAAAGUACAAGGUUCCAGAGCACUAUAAAAGAGUUGCACCAUCAGAAACACACACUCGAGGAGGAGCUUAAUAGGCAAUCUAGAACUUUAGCUGAAGAAACGUCCAAGAGAAAGAAAGUAGAAGAAGAGCUAGAAACAAUGAGGCGAUCUCUCAGAGAGCAAGCUGUUAAAAUCACAAACCUCACUCAGCAGAUAGAAGAGGUCUCAAUUGUAAAGAAAAGGAGUGAAGAUGACUUGAGACACCAAAGAGAAAUCCUAGAUAAUCACAUGAGAGAUAAGCAGAGAUACAUGGAGGAGAUAAGGAAGUACACCUCAGAGAUUGAAACCCUGCGUCGCCAAAUGGUCCAAGAGCAGGAGAAUCUGAAACAGGCUCAUGUGCGCAAUGAGCAUUUGCAGAAGGCUAUUGAGGAUAAAAGCAAAAGCCUAAAUGAGUGCAAGAUCGAAAUCGAAAGGCUUCAGUCUCUUACUGAGAACCUUACAAAAGAACAUUUGAUGUUAGAGGAAGAGCUGCGAAACGUAAGACUGGAAUACGAUGAUCUAAGAAGGGGCAGAAGUGAAGUGGAUGAGGAAAAAAAUGCUACAAUAAUUGAACUAAAGAAUCAACUCCAAACAAGCAGCAAGCAUACCCUUGAACUUCAGGGUCUGAUAAAUGAUUUAAAGAAAGAAAGGGACAAUUUGAGACAGGAAAUUGAAAAAUUCGAAAAGCAGGCUUUAGAGUCAUCCCACAGGAUUCAAGAAACCAAAACCCAAUGCACUCAUAUUAUGCAAGAACGAGAAACAUUGCUGAUAAAAAUAAAUGCCCUGGAGCAAGAUAAAGCAAGGUUGCUGAGAUUAGAGGAAGAGCUGAAUCGUGCCAAAGCUGCACUAGAAUCAGAAUCUCGCUUGAAAGUACGGCUGGAGAAUGAGAAACAGCAGAUCAUGAAUGACUUAAAUCAGUGGAAGAGCCAGUACUCCCGGAAGGAAGAAACUAUUCGGAAGAUUGAAUCUGAGCGAGACAAAAGUGAGAGGGAAAAGAGCACCUUGAAGAUAGAGAUAGAGAGGCUGCAGGCGGAGAUCAAGAGGAUUGAGGAAAGGUUUCGGAUGCGGUUAGAAGAGACAAGUAGAAAGAGCCAGUCAGACGUGGAGGCUGAGCGCUUGAGACUACAGAGGGAGAUUGAGAAGCUGAAACAGCGUCCCUGCGGAUCCCACAGAGGCACUCAAACAGAGGAGGACUUUGUCAUUGAUCCUUCCAAACUGCUUUUCAAUGGGCUUCGGAAAAAAAUAACAGCUGUUCAGUUGUACGAGUGCCAGUUGAUAGACAGAAGCACCCUAGAUAAGCUGCUGAGAGGGCAAAAAUCGGUGGAAGAAGUUGCUGCUGACCUUGAGCCCUACCUUAAAGGAGCUGGGGCUAUAGCAGGAGCAUCUCUGAGCCCCAAGGAUAAGUAUUCUUUGAGAGAGGCAAAACAGAAGAACUUGCUUCCCCAAGAGACUGCAGUCCUGCUUUUGGAAGCCCAGGCUGCCACAGGAGGUGUGAUUGAUCCCCACCGAAAUGAACUGCUAAGUGUGGACAGUGCUGUUGCUAGAGACUUGAUUGACUUUGACGACAGGGAACAGAUCUAUACAGCUGAAAAGGCAAUCACUGGAUUUAAAGAUCCCUUUUCUGGGAAAACAGUGCCUGUGGCAGAAGCCAUAAAGAAAAACUUGGUAGACAGGGAUACUGGGAUACGUCUUCUUGAAGCCCAGUUGGCUGCUGGAGGCAUUGUUGACCCGAUUAACAGUGUCUUCCUGCCAAAAGAUGUUGCUUUAUCCCGUGGGGUCAUUGACCGAGACUUGUACAGAGUUUUGAAUAAUCCUUCAAAGAAUUUGAUUGACCCUAUCACUAAGAAAGCUAUAAGUUACAUGAAGCUGAGGGAUAAAUGCAGAAUCGAACCACACACUGGGCUACUUCUCCUCCCUGUGCAGAAGAGAAGCAUGUCAUUCCCAGGCAUCAGGAAGCCCAUUUCUGUUUCAGAACUUGUCGAGUCUGGCAUCAUUCAGAAAUCAACAGCAAAUGAUCUAGAAAGUGGGAUCAUCACUGUGGAAGAAGUCACUGACCGGAUCAAAGACUUCCUCCAGGGCUCCAGCUGCAUAGCUGGUAUUUAUAAUGAGGCCACCAGAGAAAAGCUUGGCAUUUACCAGGCCAUGAAAAUAGGCUUGGUUAGACCAGGGACGGCUCUUGAGCUUCUAGAAGCCCAGGCAGCCACUGGAUUCAUUGUGGAUCCUGUUAGCAAUUCAAGGCUUGCUGUGGAAGAAGCCUACAAGAAAGGUCUGGUUGGAAUAGAGUUUAAAGAGAAACUUCUGUCUGCUGAAAAAGCCGUCACUGGGUACAGAGAUCCAGAAACAGGAAAUAUUAUCUCCUUGUUCCAAGCCAUGAACAAGGAACUCAUUGAGAAAGGCCAUGGCAUCCGUUUACUGGAGGCCCAGAUAGCUACUGGUGGGAUCAUUGACCCUAAGGAAAGUCAUCGUCUGCCAGUCCACACAGCGUAUCAACGUGGCUACUUCAAUGAAGAGCUAAAUGACAUUCUCUCUGAUCCUAGUGAUGAUACCAAAGGGUUUUUUGACCCCAACACUGAAGAAAACUUGACUUACCUGCAGUUGAAAGAAAGAUGCAUAACAGAUGAAGAGACAGGGCUCUGUCUCUUACCUCUGCGGGAGAAGAAGAAAUUGGUGCAGACCUCACAAAAAAACACCCUUAGGAAACGCAGGGUUGUCAUUGUAGAUCCAGACACAAACAAGGAGAUGUCCGUCCAGGAGGCAUACAGCAAAGGUCUCAUAGAUUAUGACACUUUUCUGGAGCUUCGUGACCAGGAGUGUGAAUGGGAAGAAAUAACAAUCACAGGAUCAGAUGGAAGCACCCGAAUUGUACUUGUUGAUAGGAAAACAGGCCAUCAAUAUGAUAUCCAAGAUUCCAUUGAUAAGGGUCUUGUCGACCAGAAAUUUUUUGACCAGUACCGUUCAGGAUCAUUGAGUCUCACACAGUUUGCAGACAUGAUUGCUUGCAGAAAUGGUAGCGACGAAGUCUUUAGACAUGAGGCCAUCAUGAGGUCUCCCACUCUAAUGAGUGUAAAGAGCUCUUCUGUGGUGUUAAAGAGUAGCUCUGGCUCCUUUUCUGAAUCCUUUGAGGAAACUAGUCCCAUUGCAGCCAUUUUUGAUACAGAAAAUUUGGAGAAGAUCUCCAUUUCAGAAGCUGUGGAACGGGGCAUCGUUGAUAGCAUCACUGCCCAACGUUUGCUUGAAGCCCAAGCUUGCACUGGAGGCAUCAUAUGUCCAACCACAGGCCAGCGUCUUUCUCUUCAGGACGCAGUUGUCAAAGGCCUCAUAGACCAUGAUAUGGCUACUCGGCUGAAGCCAGCUCAAAAAGCUUUUGUAGGGUUUGAAGGCAUCAAAGGUCGAAAGAGAAUGUCAGCAGCAGAGGCAGUGAAAGAAAAGUGGCUACCUUAUGAGGCUGGACAACGCUUCCUUGAGUUUCAGUUUAUCACAGGAGGCCUUGUUGACCCAGAAGUACGGGGGAGAAUAAGUACAGAAGAAGCCAUUAGGAAAGGAAUGAUUGAUGGCCGGACCGCCCAGAGAUUACAAGACACUGGCAAUUAUGCGAAGAUUUUGACCUGUCCCAAAACCAAACUGAAGAUUUCCUACAAGGAUGCAGUGAAUCGCUCUAUGGUGGAAGACCAGUCUGGGCUCAGGUUACUAGAAGCUGCUUCUGUUUCUUCCAAAGGCAUAUCUAGCCCAUAUAAUGUUUCUUCAGCACCAGGUUCUCGUUCAGGGUCACGCUCAGGGUCACGCUCUGGGUCACGCAGUGGAUCUAGAAGGGGAAGUUUUGAUGGAAGCACAAAUACUUCAUAUUCUUACUCCUAUACAACUGUUAGCAGCAGCAGCAUGCUGGGGCGCUAGUAAUGAACCAGCAAGCUAAUCUGAAAUGUCAUCUUAAUCUAAUGGGAACCUAUGUUCCUUUUUUGUUUAAACAAAAUAUACAAAAAUAUAAAAAGAACUGGUUGAUGGCAAUAUUAAUACUUGCUUGGGUGAAAUAGUUAAGCUGCAAAAUAGAAAUUAAAUCCAAAUGUAUCCUGAAAAAUCUUUCUUGAGGGGGUGCUGUGCGUCUUCGUGUUUUUUUUUUAAAAAAAUAGCUGUUUUUUAAGGGUGCAGACUUGUGCAAAUUUUGAGAAAUCUGCCUCUUUUUUAAAAAAAGUUUGCCAUUUUGCAUCUUUUCAUGUUUAAUUCUUCUGUUAGUCACAUAGUACUUCAAACUAUUAAGCUAGGCUCCAUGGUUGUAUAUCACUGUCAGGGUACUGUAUUUUUUAUGCCACUAUCAUUGUAGAUGUUGUAAUGCAAAAGGGUAUUAUACUCAGUGGUGCUAGGCUAUUUUUCUGUUGGUCGCUUCACAGUUUAUUAAGGUGGACAUUAGAAUGUGCCUUUCUUUUGCUGUGGAUAAUCAUUUCUAUUCAUCUUCGCUUGCUUGUUUUCUGUCACACAAGACUGCAUAAAAUCUACUAUUCUGACAAUAAAAUUUAACCACUUUCGAUU
Molecule: messenger RNA, 10107 nt
Organism: Pogona vitticeps (central bearded dragon)
Lineage: Eukaryota; Metazoa; Chordata; Lepidosauria; Squamata; Agamidae
Source: RefSeq, a predicted model, not a curated record